AUGGCUGAAGUAUAUCAGUACGCGCUGCUCGUGGAGUUUGAACAAAAUCAAGUUCCUAAACUGAGGAAUAAGUUGACAAAGUAUUUCCAGAGCAAGAAGCUGUCCUGCGGAGGAGACUGUACCGUGGAGCAUGAGAGCGGCAGCCGGACAGCGGUGCUCAGGUUCCGGGCAGAACAAGACCAGAGGAAUGUUCUGGAAAAACAGUCCCACCAGCUCCAACUGGGACAAGGAGAGCUCCACCUCACUGUGCGCCUCAUGUCACACGGACAGGAAUCUCCCGCUGAUAAGAAAGGCAAUAAAACCCCUCCUUCCACAGACGUCCACACACACAGAGCUCCAGGUGGGGGUGAUGGAGAGAUGCCUGCCUCUGUGCCCAGCUCCAGUGCUCCUCUGGUGGGCUCCUCUCCCUCAGACCUGCUCCUCCCCACAUCCUGCCUCCUGGGGAAUGUCCCUAUAGACAUGACCCAGGAGUUUGUGGAGAUGUUGGUGGAGAACAUCAUGAAGAGAGCAGAGUCUGCAGCUCCAGAGGGAGUUACGGUGGAGAUGAUCCCGGCUUUAAAAUCCACUGUGGUCACCUUCAAGACCCCGCAAGAAUGCAGUGAGUUUGUGGCGCGCUGCCCUCAGAACAGAACCUUUAAAUCCAAGUCGUUGGAGGUGAGAGCUCUGGAGCAGACCAGGCAGGUUCUUCUGGAGGACACAGUGGACGAGGAGCUGCUGAGGCUGUACUUUGAGAAGGAGGGAGUGGAGCUAGAGACGGCAGAGGUCCAAGAGAAGCAGCAACGCAUGGUGCUCACAUUCCCUACCCCUGCUGAUGUGCUCCGGCUGCUGCAGAAGCAUCACCAGCUCCGUAAGAAGCAGCUGAAGCUUUACCCGUUUUACCAGAGCUUGGGCCGGGCUCUGUACGGUGCAGACAGACCCCCCCUCCGGCUGCCCGCUCCUUUGUGCGAGUCCACAGAUCCGGCUCUCCUCCGGUUCUUCUCCAGCAGGACCUCGCUCCUUCAGGGCCUCCGCUCACAGCUGCAGACUCACUGGUGCCAGCUAGAACUCAACCGGGACUCUGUGAGCCUGAGUCCAGAGCCUCAGCUGCUGCAGCAGGAGGAGCAGGUGAUCGGGGACUGGACUGAGACUGUGAGGUCGGUUCUGUCCCUGUUCAUGUCGCAGUUUGAGGUCUAUAAGUUAAACCCUCCUCCUGAUCUGUGGAGGGAAAGUCUGGACAAGAUCUCAGCUCUUCUGAAAAACCAAAACCAGGUCCUGAUGGUGCCAGACGAGACCAACGGGAUCCUAAAAGUCGUGGGACUCAAAUCGGACAUCUCCAAACUCAAAGAACAGCUCUGCGACUCCAUUAACUCGCUCAUAAAACGGGCGCGCAGAGAGAAGACGCAGGUCAUGGACCAGAUUGACAUCCCAAUAAACAUCUUCAAGCUACUUUCCCAAGACGGCCUCCUACAGAAGCUCCAAAGUGUCUACCCAGAGAUCAAAUUCGACAUGCACGGACCGUUUCCAAAAGUUACCGGGCUAACAGAAGAGAUCGUCGUCAUAAAGAGUGAGAUUUAUAAAGAAAGGUCUGAGCUGGAAAGUCAAAAUUUAGAAGUAGACAGUUAUGUGCUGGAGUUUUUAAAAUCAGGUGAACAGGAGGUCCUGAUGAACGCACUGCUGACACAGAAACAUGCGGUUUUGGACAUCUCCGGAAAUCGAAUCAAGCUUUUGGCAUGUACGAGGAAAGACGUGACAGAUGCAGAGGAGUAUUUUAAGUCGGUGCUUGUUUCAAAAUAUGUCAGCGCUGAGGAUAGUAACGUGCUGCAGACGAUCGAAUGGCAAUCACUGGUGGAUGAACUCGAGAAACAUGAAAAUGAAGGAAACAAGAAAGUCCAGAUUAGGGAAGAGAAAGACCAAGCUGUAGUGUCUGGGUUCAAAGAAAAUGUGAUGAAGGUUAGCCUAGAGAUUGACUAUUUCUUAAAACAAAACGCUCAUAUUCAAGAUAGUGUUGUCAUUAACCCUAUCGCCAAACUAGAAUACCUCCAACUCUUCUCGAAGCCAAAGAUAGAUGCUAUGAAAGAUAAAGUGCAGGUUUCAUUUACAAAGGAUGGCGUUUCUCUGAGUGGCGCGAGAGCCAGCGUCGAAGAGUGUUCAGAUUUAGUCAAGAGUUUGGUUGCGUCUGUCGCCUUUGAAUCACUCAACGUCGCCAAACACGGGGCUAGGAAGAUAUUCGAGGACAAAGAUGACAAUUACCUGUCGAUUAUUGCCGAUAAAACAGGCUGUUUGUUGAAGAUAGUGGAUGUUGUUGAUGCUAAACAAAAUACUCCUUUAGGUAGCCUUUCACCAAACUCGGUUUACAUGAUCAAAAUGCCCAAUGGAGUGGAGAUCGUAGUUUCUAAAGCAGACAUGUGCAGCUACCCAGUGCACACUGUCGUUAAUGCGACAGUGGAAGACUUACAGCUCACCCAAGGACUGUCUGCUGCACUGUUAAAUGCCGCAGGCCGACAGCUACAAGUGGAAUGUGAUAAGAUAAUAUUAACAAAAGGGAAGCUCAAACCAGGAGAGUGUGAAAUAACGAAGGCAGGUGGAAGUCUGCAGUGCCAAAACAUCAUCCACACGAUCGGGCCUCAGUACGACAGGCAAAAUGUAGCAGAAUCCCACAAGCAGCUGAAGACGGCGGUGACGAGGAGCCUGGAGCUGGCGGAGCAGUCCCAGUGCAGCUCCAUCGCCAUACCAGCGAUUAGCCGAAACCGACACUUUCCGCUAAACGAGUGCGCCCAAACCAUUGUGAAAGCCGUCAAAGAGCACUGCGAGAAGAGACACGGCUGCCUGAAGAGCGUCCAUUUUGUGAACAAUGAUGACGUGGCGGUGAGAGCGAUGGAGGACGCCGUGAAGAUGGAGUUUGGAGGAGGAGGAAUCAGUCACAAAAUAGCCGCUGUUCCUGCUUCUUCUAAAGCGGCCUCGGCUCCGUCAGCGUCAGCUCCGUCAGCGUCAGCUCCGUCAGCGUCAGCUCCGUCAGCGUCAGCUCCGUCAGUGUCGACUUCGGCUCCGGUCGACCAAAACUCUGUGGGCAAAGAGCUGACCAAAGAGGGAGUGGAGAUCUGCAUCCUCAAAGGGAACCUGGAGAAAGCUACGACGGAUGUUAUAGUGAACACAUUAGCACAGGACUUGGUUUUGUCUCGGGGGGCGGUCUCCUCUGCCCUCCUGUCCGCUGCCGGCCCCUCUCUCCAGACCAUGGUUCAGACUGUGGUCCAGACCCAACUGAACCAGACCGGGCAGAACCAGUUGGCUGUGGGGGACCUGAUCGUCACUGAGGGUGGAAACCUGAGCUGCCUGAAGGUCUUUCACGCUGUGGCUCCUCACUACAACCAGGGACAAGGCAACGAGCAGAAGCUGCUGAGUGACCUCUUCGGAGCCUGUCUGUCCAGAGCAGAGGCCCUGGGGAUGUCCUCCAUCUCCUUCUCCGCGAUGGGAACUGGAAAUCUGGGCUUCUCCAAAUCUCUUGUCUUCUCCCUUAUCAUGGAGAAAGUCCUGGAGAUCAGCAAGAAAAAGCCCAAGGCCCUCAAGAAGGUCCACGUGGUGCUGUACCCUAAAGACACAGACACCAUACGGGUUUUCAGUGAUGAGUUUCAAAAGAAGUUUCCAAAAGCAGGAGGCUCUUCUACAGCUGCAGCAGCGCCCUCUGGAGGGCCCUUCUCUAAGGUCGUGUCCUCUGCUUCGAUGCAUGAGGCAAAAAUGGGUGGAGUGUCAGUGCAGGUGGUCACCGGUGACAUCACCAAAGAAACCACUGAUGUCAUCAUCAACUCGUCCAAUGAGAACUUCUCCCUCAAAUCAGGAGUGUCUAAGGCCAUUCUGGAGGCAGCCGGACCUGCUGUGGAGAGCGAGUGUCAGAGCCUGGGAGCUCAGCCAAACAACGGUUGGAUCCUGACGCAGCCGGGGAACCUCAAAUGUAAGAAGAUCCUUCACCUGGUGGGACAGACCAAUCCCACCAAGAUCAUCGCCACCGUACGAGACGCUCUGCUCACCUGCAUCAAGCACUCUUUCACCUCUGUCGCCUUCCCCGCCAUCGGCACAGGUCAGGGGAACGUGGCGGCGCGGAAUGUAGCAGACGCCAUGCUGGACGCGGUGGUGGAGGUUCUGAGUAAAAACCCAAACACUUGUCUGAAGACCGUGAGGAUGGUGAUCUUCCAGCCACAGAUGCUCCGAGAUUUCCACGACAGUCUGCAGCAGCGCUCCGCCUCCAACCCCACGCACACACACACGCACACAGACAAGACCAAGGAGAGCGGCAUGCUGGGAAACCUGGCCUCCAAGAUCAAAUCGUUCUUUGUCUCCUCGUCACCGGAAAAGACCCAGAAGAACUCAGACUUUGUGAUGGAAGCUCUGAAGCCCACUCUCAUCUGCUUCCACAUCUGUGGAGAGUCUGUGGCUAAAAUCAACUCAGCCAAACAGAGGAUUGACUCUCUCCUGUUCAAGAAUCUCCAAAGCAUCAACUUCGAAGACAAGACCAUCCUCAGUCUCUCCCAGAAGCAGCUUAAGCGUCUGGAGGAGCUGCAGAGGAGCAUGGAGGUGGGGAUCAGGGUGGAGGGGAAGAAUGGAAAGGGGAGCGUCCACAUCGAGGGGGUGGCCAAGGACGUGACCAGCGCCACCACACUGAUCCAUGAGAUGCUUAAGGCGGCGCGACAGGAGGAAGAACUGCACCAGAAGGCGGAGCUGCUGAGUUCACUGGUGCAGUGGCAGUACGCCAUGCCCGGGCAAGACUUCCAGAGCUUCGACGCGACAACGAAUUUAGAGCUGGAGGAGGCUCUGGGGAUGAAGAAGAGCGAAGUGAAAGUGAAACUAAAUGGACAAGACGUGACAGUGAAACUGCCCAAAGGACCUGCGACGAGCAAGAGCGGACAGAGUCUGAAGAUCCAGAGGGUCAACAUGGACAGAGAGCUGCCUGAGUACUGGGAGCCCAUGGACACCACCUCCACCAAAGUCUUCACUGUGGCCCCUGGGAGCCCCGAGUACAGCAGAGUGGAGCAACUGUUCAAGGCUUCAUGUAACAAGAAUAUAAUCAAGAUCGAGCGAAUCCAGAACCAAGUGCUGUGGGAGAGUCUGCAGCUCAAGAGGAAAGCGAUGGACCAGAAGAACGGACACCAGAACAACGAGAGACAACUGUUCCACGGCACAAGCCACGACACUAUUGCCUUGAUCAAUGAGCACGGCUUCAACCGCAGCUACGCCGGCAAGAACGCCACGGCGUACGGAAAAGGCACGUACUUUGCGGUGAACGCUCAGUACUCGAGUAGUGACACAUACUCCCGCCCCAACACCUCAGGUGAGAAGCUCAUGUACCUGUGCUCCGUCUUGACCGGAGACUUCACUACAGGGACCUCAACAACGAUAGACGCUCCUCUGAAGAAGGCUGGCUCCCCUGAGAAGUUCGACAGUGUGGUGGACAACAUUCAGAAUCCCUCUAUGUUCAUCAUCUUCCACGACAGCCACGCCUACCCCGACUACCUCAUCACCUUCAAAUGAGUUUAGACCUGGUGGAGAUCUGAUGUAGACCUGUCUGUCCUAUCUUAGUCCUGGUUUAACAAUAGAUAGUACAUCACUGGAACUGUUAAGGCCAGUGCACACCUAACAACUAAGAGCUGUAAACACUGGGCCCUCUGCACACACUGUGGCCCCCCCUCUACACACACCAUGACCCCCCCCUGCACACACCUUGGUCCCCCUCUGCACACACCUAUGGAGCUUCUCACUGAUAGAAAUGCUCAAGUGCUGUUUUAAGUGCACUUAUCAAUAUAAUAAUGUUUACUCUAUGUGUUCUUUUCAGUGGUCACUUUUGAUGCUUAGAACAUGUUCACAAAUGUAUUUUAGCUUCAGUCAAGGUUUUGUUCUGGUUUAGUCCUGUUUACUUUAGUUUAGUCCUGGUUUAGUUCUGGUGUAGUCCUGGUUUCGUCCUAAUUCAGUCCUGGUCCUGGUUUCGACCUGUGAUCAUCUCUCCACAGCACUGCCUGUGUUCAUAUGAAGGACUUAUUGUAAUGUUUUUGUCUUUCUUACUGAAAUGUUGUGAAUUUAAUGAUUAAUCUGCUGCUUUUAAAUACAUUAUUGUAAAAUAAAGACACUUCAUGCGUCUUUAAUUCUUGGAUAUUUUCAUUAAAGGUGCUGCACCUGA
Molecule: messenger RNA, 6142 nt
Organism: Boleophthalmus pectinirostris (great blue-spotted mudskipper)
Lineage: Eukaryota; Metazoa; Chordata; Actinopteri; Gobiiformes; Gobiidae
Product: protein mono-ADP-ribosyltransferase PARP14-like
Exons: 19
Coding region: 1-5499 (1832 amino acids)
Biological process (GO): negative regulation of gene expression
Cellular component (GO): cytoplasm; nucleus
Molecular function (GO): NAD+ poly-ADP-ribosyltransferase activity; transcription corepressor activity
Source: RefSeq, a predicted model, not a curated record